AUGAAGGCAGAAAGGAUAAGAAUCUACUCUAAGGUGACGCCUGCAGCUGGAUCAGUAACCACGGAAACGGUGAAUCAGCACCCGCCAAAUGUUAGUGGGAGAAAUACCCUGACCUCCAUCACGUCCCUGUCCCCGCACACGCCAACGGCCUCCAUCACGUCCCUGUCCCUGCACACGCCAACGGCCUCCAUCACGUCCGUGUCCCCGCACACGCCAACGGCCUCCAUCACGUCCCUGUCCCCGCACACGCCAACGGCCUCCAUCACGUCCCUGUCCCUGCACACGCCAACGGCCUCCAUCACGUCCGUGUCCCCGCACACGCCAACGGCCUCCAUCACGUCCCUGUCCCCGCACACGCCAACGGCCUCCAUCACGUCCCUGUCCCCGCACACGCCAACGGCCUCCAUCACGUCCCUGUCCCCGCACACGCCAACGGCCUCCAUCACGUCCCUGUCCCUGCACACGCCAACGGCCUCCAUCACGUCCCCGCACACGCCAACGGCCUCCAUCACGUCCCUGUCCCCGCACACGCCAACGGCCUCCAUCACGUCCCUGUCCCUGCACACGCCAACGGCCUCCAUCACGUCCGUGUCCCCGCACACGCCAACGGCCUCCAUCACGUCCCUGUCCCCGCACACGCCAACGGCCUCCAUCACGUCCCUGUCCCUGCACACGCCAACGGCCUCCAUCACGUCCGUGUCCCCGCACACGCCAACGGCCUCCAUCACGUCCCUGUCCCCGCACACGCCAACGGCCUCCAUCACGUCCCUGUCCCCGCACACGCCAACGGCCUCCAUCACGUCCCUGUCCCCGCACACGCCAACGGCCUCCAUCACGUCCCUGUCCCUGCACACGCCAACGGCCUCCAUCACGUCCGUGUCCCCGCACACGCCAACGGCCUCCAUCACGUCCCUGUCCCCGCACACGCCAACGGCCUCCAUCACGUCCCUGUCCCUGCACACGCCAACGGCCUCCAUCACGUCCCCGCACACGCCAACGGCCUCCAUCACGUCCCCGCACACGCCAACGGCCUCCAUCACGUCCCUGUCCCCGCACACGCCAACGGCCUCCAUCACGUCCCUGUCCCUGCACACGCCAACGGCCUCCAUCACGUCCGUGUCCCCGCACACGCCAACGGCCUCCAUCACGUCCCUGUCCCCGCACACGCCAACGGCCUCCAUCACGUCCCUGUCCCUGCACACGCCAACGGCCUCCAUCACGUCCGUGUCCCCGCACACGCCAACGGCCUCCAUCACGUCCCUGUCCCCGCACACGCCAACGGCCUCCAUCACGUCCCUGUCCCCGCACACGCCAACGGCCUCCAUCACGUCCCUGUCCCCGCACACGCCAACGGCCUCCAUCACGUCCCUGUCCCUGCACACGCCAACGGCCUCCAUCACGUCCGUGUCCCCGCACACGCCAACGGCCUCCAUCACGUCCCUGUCCCCGCACACGCCAACGGCCUCCAUCACGUCCCUGUCCCUGCACACGCCAACGGCCUCCAUCACGUCCCCGCACACGCCAACGGCCUCCAUCACGUCCCUGUCCCCGCACACGCCAACGGCCUCCAUCACGUCCGUGUCCCUGCACACGCCAACGGCCUCCAUCACGUCCCCGCACACGCCAAUGGCCUCCAUCACGUCCCUGUCCCGCACACGCCAACGGCCUCCAUCACGUCCCUGUCCCGCACACGCCAACGGCCUCCAUCACGUCCGUGUCCCCGCACACGCCAACGGCCUCCAUCACGUCCCUGUCCCUGCACACGCCAACGGCCUCCAUCACGUCCCUGUCCCCGCACACGCCAACGGCCUCCAUCACGUCCCUGUCCCGCACACGCCAACGGCCUCCAUCACGUCCCUGUCCCGCACACGCCAACGGCCUCCAUCACGUCCGUGUCCCCGCACACGCCAACGGCCUCCAUCACGUCCCUGUCCCUGCACACGCCAACGGCCUCCAUCACGUCCCUGUCCCCGCACACGCCAACGGCCUCCAUCACGUCCCUGUCCCUGCACACGCCAACGGCCUCCAUCACGUCCCUGUCCCCGCACACGCCAACGGCCUCCAUCACGUCCCUGUCCCGCACACGCCAACGGCCUCCAUCACGUCCCUGUCCCGCACACGCCAACGGCCUCCAUCACGUCCGUGUCCCCGCACACGCCAACGGCCUCCAUCACGUCCCUGUCCCUGCACACGCCAACGUCGUCCCCACCCAAGGCCUCCAUCACGUCCGUGUCCCCGCACACGCCAACGGCCUCCAUCACGUCCCUGUCCCCGCACACGCCAACGGCCUCCAUCACGUCCCUGUCCCCGCACACGCCAACGGCCUCCAUCACGUCCGUGUCCCCGCACACGCCAACGGCCUCCAUCACGUCCCUGUCCCCGCACACGCCAACGGCCUCCAUCACGUCCCUGUCCCCGCACACGCCAACGGCCUCCAUCACGUCCCUGUCCCCGCACACGCCAACGGCCUCCAUCACGUCCCUGUCCCUGCACACGCCAACGGCCUCCAUCACGUCCGUGUCCCCGCACACGCCAACGGCCUCCAUCACGUCCCUGUCCCCGCACACGCCAACGGCCUCCAUCACGUCCCUGUCCCUGCACACGCCAACGGCCUCCAUCACGUCCCCGCACACGCCAACGGCCUCCAUCACGUCCCUGUCCCCGCACACGCCAACGGCCUCCAUCACGUCCCUGUCCCGCACACGCCAACGGCCUCCAUCACGUCCCUGUCCCGCACACGCCAACGGCCUCCAUCACGUCCCUGUCCCGCACACGCCAACGGCCUCCAUCACGUCCCUGUCCCUGCACACGCCAACGGCCUCCAUCACGUCCCUGUCCCCGCACACGCCAACGGCCUCCAUCACGUCCCUGUCCCGCACACGCCAACGGCCUCCAUCACGUCCCUGUCCCCGCACACGCCAACGGCCUCCAUCACGUCCCUGUCCCCGCACACGCCAACGGCCUCCAUCACGUCCCUGUCCCUGCACACGCCAACGGCCUCCAUCACGUCCCUGUCCCCGCACACGGCAACGGCCUCCAUCACGUCCCUGUCCCCGCACACGCCAACGCACACGCCAAUGA
Messenger RNA from Knipowitschia caucasica, 3081 nucleotides. Lineage: Eukaryota; Metazoa; Chordata; Actinopteri; Gobiiformes; Gobiidae. The record is from the annotation of a GenBank genome assembly.